Ramularia collo-cygni is the source of this 225-nucleotide messenger RNA. RefSeq lists its product as uncharacterized. The record is from RefSeq and is a predicted model, not a curated record. Bases 1 to 225 code for a protein of 74 amino acids. Lineage: Eukaryota; Fungi; Ascomycota; Dothideomycetes; Mycosphaerellales; Mycosphaerellaceae. The transcript has 2 exons.
AUGCGGAAUUCUGGUCCAGCCAAACGAUCGUCGGCACACGCCCCGUGCCGCCAUGAGCGAGCGCCGCGCCAGAAUUCCGAGGAUGAGCACUUGGAAGUUGAUGGUCAAGACAAGGCCUCAUCGCUUCGAUCCGCGCUCAACCGAUCUGAACUGCCCCAGCGCUUGCAAGCAUGGGUAGCGAAGGCGUGGAGACGUGCGGGACGUUGCGGCGUUGCGGCCGCGUAG